Molecule: messenger RNA, 1077 nt
Organism: Bipolaris sorokiniana ND90Pr
Lineage: Eukaryota; Fungi; Ascomycota; Dothideomycetes; Pleosporales; Pleosporaceae
Exons: 6
Coding region: 1-1077 (358 amino acids)
Molecular function (GO): aldehyde dehydrogenase (NAD+) activity
Source: RefSeq, a predicted model, not a curated record
AUGGGUCUGGUCCUUCGGUUCUUUGGUCGAGAGCUGGGUGUUUACGGGGACGAGGACGGCGUCGCAGACAUGUCACUUGUGUUGACGCGUGACGCUGGGCCGGAAGAUGCUGAUGUGGCAGUUAACGGUGCAAGCGAAGCCUUGAAAUCUGGGCCAUGGAAGGACUUUACCCCAUUGCAGAGGGCAAGCUGUAUGAUGAAGCUUGACGAUCCGAUUGAGGAGAAUGCGGAAGAUCUCUUCAAGCUAGAAACAGUUGCUAUAGGAAUCCAAUCGACUAUGAGUCCGUUCAUCAUGAAGAUGGCAGCAGACGCUUGGCGUUCCGGAAAUACUGUCGUUUUCAAAAGCUCUGAAAAAGCCCCUUUGGGCCUCACUGCUAUGGGAGACCUCAUCAAACGAGUUGGGUUUCCCGCUGGAGUGAUUCAACUCCUUUCAGGCCCAGGAAGUACGGGAGCAUUGCUUGCGCAGCACAUGAAUGUUGCUAAGAUCAGUUUUACUAGAUCUGUCGCUACGGGAAAGAAGGUGCAGGAAAUGGCUUUGGAGAGUAACAUGAAAUGUGUUAUAUUGGAGCUUGGUGGAAAGUCACCGGCCAUUGUUUUCAAUGACGCGGAUAUCGACAGUUCCGUGAAGUUCGUCUUCGAGAACGUUGGUUUAGAAGGACAUCGCCCCGAAGUUCAUCAAAGCUCUGAGACAGCGUUUUCAGAAACAAAGGGCCUUGGUCCCCUUGCUGAUCGCUCCCAGUUUGAGAGAGUCAUGUCUUUUAUCGAGAUAGGAAAGGAGGCGAAACUUGUUACAGGUGGCGCACGUGUUGGUGACAAGGGCUACUACGUUGCUCCAACAUUGUUUGUUGAUCCUGGCCUUGACACAAAGAUUUACAAGGAGGAAAUAUUUGGACCCGUGGGUACUGUACGCACAUUCUCCACAGAAGAAGAGGUUGUGGAGUUAGCCAACGACACAUCGUUUGGUCUUUCAGCUGGAGGAUCCAGUAAUCCACAGUUACAUGACAUUUCUCCGCAUACAUACAUCAAUGCCUGGUGUGAUCAUCGCCGAUACGAUAGCACCUAUGCGAAUAGUAAAUAA